CAAAGGCAUUUGCUGCGGCCCUAUCUCCAGAGCUCGCUUCUGAAGCCAGAGGUAUGCUGCGACUGCUGCCCUGAGCAGCACCCUACCUGGAGCCAGGCUCAGAUAACAUCCCCAGCUAAUCACAAAGCAGCAAGCACAUAGGCCUCUGCUGCGUCUGUAAUCACUCAAAGGCUUCAGGAAAGGAAGGCGCUAUAGAUGCCAUGUGUUGCCUGAGCAACACUCCUCCCCUUUGGCUAAGCUGCCAACAGAAAAUGCCAGCAAACAAUGAAACCAAAUGGGUAAACCCAAGGACUGGGCUCUGCUGCUAAGACACGGGAAAACUUUUUUGUGAACUGUUUUUUUCCUGCCCAGAGCCUUGUCCUCCUUACAGCCAGCAUAACACAGACACCAGACUUGUGUCUUCUGGUACCGGUAUCUGGUUUCUGGAAGCCAAACCAGGAUUUGAGAUUUUAGUUUAAGGCACUGAGUGCCAUUACUGUGUAGCAGGAGUGAGAGAGCAAGCAGGGAAUGGCUGGCUGUGAGCAGGCUGGGAAGCCAAGGAAGAAGGCAAAGGAUUUAACAGUGAAGGAAGACAGGACCAAUUUCCUUCAACUCAUCCUCAGCCGGAGAGCAAUCCAGGCCAGUGAGGAAACGAAAUCUCUUCUCCACAGGCUGAUAUUUCUGGCUAAGAUCUCCCCAGACCUGGCUGACAAGAGGAAUUUAGCAGAGUACUGGGAGCACCUGUUCCUGAGUCUGCAGCGCUACUACCACGGGGAAGGUGUUACAGGCCUUUUGCUGCUCUACCCAACCUACGUUGUCCACACCGUGGAGUCCUCCAGUGAUGUGCUUUACUCCAUCCUGCGGGACCUCAGAGACAUGCACCAGCAUGGGCAGAGGGCCCUCGUCCUGGAUCCCAAGAUCCUGGUGGUGUCCCAUAAUAUCCCCUCCAGGCUCUUUCAACAGUGGAAUUACAAGGUGCUGAAUGUACCGGGAAGGCACCUGGGCUAUGACACAUCACGUGAAGAGCCUCUUGAGAGCAUCAUUGGCGAAUGCGUGGCAAUGCUACUGAAACUGGGCAUGCACCUGUGGAAAUACCCCAAGAGCCCCCAGAACCUCCCUGACGGGGUUCUGCAGAAGGUCCCUGACUUGAUAAUUCCCCAGGACACCAUCUGUCACCUCCUAGAGUGCAGAGAUCUCCUGAGCCCUGACCAGUUCCUGCAAGCCUAUGACUCCCCCUUAAACAUCCUCAUGGACUCAGGACGUGCAUUUGGAAGUGACAAUACAUCUUCUGUGUAAGUUUCUUUGCAACACAAAGAUUAUGUGUGGCCAUUGCCUGAGCACAUGAAGCCCUGCAUGGUGACCUCUUGAAUUGAAAUGUCUUGGGAUGUAAAUAUGCACUGAGCACAGCCGAUGCCAGAGACUUCUGGGCAGGGCCCCGAGCAUGGAACAUGCAGAGAUCUGACCAGACAGUGCUCAGCAUCCAGAUUACAGGGACUGGACCCCCUCCCAGUUCCACAAACUGACUAGGAAGAAACUCUGCCUGCCUGGGGAUGCCCCAAACAGGGAACAGCCUGAUUCAUUAUGAUCAAUGUUCCUCCAGCCCUGAGCCCUCCUGGAAUAUUAAAUGAAACCAAAUGCUCCUCAUCUCAGUUCUCCCUUCCCAAAGCCCUCCCUUGCCUGUAUGACUCAUGGUGCAGCCUUUACUUGCAUAACAGAUUCUUGCUUUCCACCAGGCCCUUCCUCCAUCAAGACGAUCAGGACUCCCUGGCUUCAGCAGGAAGGGAUUAGGAGCCUCAUGUCACAGGAGAGUGCCCCAGAGAUAAACAGAGGGUGCUAUGGUUUAAGCAGAGGCACUUGAUUCCCUUUAACUGAGGCUGUCCCACCUUGCGUGGAACGCUUGAACAGUCACUGAGCCAGAGCAGGAGAGAAUGUGUCCGGGAGGGAGCAUGCUGCUGUCGUGUAGUAGUGAGGGCACUGAAUAUUUAAUACAAAAGUGACAUACUCAGUGGAGAAGGGCCUGGAGCCCAGCGCUCCCCCAUCUGAAUUCCCUAACUAGUAGACUCGAGCUAUGCUCUUUCUUCGUCAGCCGGUGAAUAUUUAAUUAGCACAAAGUGAAACAGCUGCAAGCAAGAGGGAAUGAGAGCACUAGUCUCUGGAAUGCUGAAAGUCUGGUGGUUAAGGCACUCCCCUGGGUACUUUUAGGGGCUUUUCUAUUACUGCCUUUGUCAGUCAGAUAUUGUGCGACCUAGAGCAAAUCAAUUCACUUCUCUGGGCUUCAGUUUGCCUGCCAUUCAAUUGGACACCAGGCAAGUUGGGUUAAUUAUCUUCAUUUAACAACAGGGUGGGAAACUAAGACACAGAUAGGCUGGUUGCUGCUGUUGACACUACUGCUGCAGCGAGUGUGAUGUAGAAACUGAUGCCAUCUGCACAUGGUUCGUUACCUGCUGCCUGUCGCUGUUCCUGAGCAUGUGCAACUCCUGUGUCUGACCUCUUGUGAACAGGAAGCCCUCAACGAUUAACCUUUUCAUCAAUGAUCUAGAAGGAAAAAUAAAUACUCUGCAACUAAAAUAUGUGGGUGGCACGAAGACUGGCAGGAUAUAUCACCCUACUCAUGCUUUGCCAGUCAUACCGAGCCACCCAGAUCAAAAAACAACCCCUCCCCUUCCUCCCGCCCUCCACAUAGGUCACCAAUGUAGGACCCAUGGAUGCAGGCCAUGCCAGUGGAAUGGGGAACUAUACUGUGGAGAAAAGUGACACUUGUAGGAGUUUUGGUUAUGCUAGGCCAUAGUUCUGCUAAGCUAUAGUUAAGGUAGGACACCACAAAGGACCUUGGGAGUAACAGGCUUCACUGACCAUUGGAGGACCUGGUAAAAGAUGCAGUCAACAAAAACUCUAAUUCAAAGUAAGAAACAAUAGCUGAACAAGUUGAGGAGUAAAAAGUUAGAACUCGCUAUUAAAGUAGAGAUAAUGAGGUGAGCUGUAUUUAGCUGGGGUAAGCUGAAGAUACUCAAAUUCAGUUGGGAGGGAGCUAGAAAAGCCCAGACUCAUCAGGGAGAGAGCUCUAGGUGCCCAAAUUUGGACACGGAGCUACAGUUGGCAAGGAAGGAACUGCAGGUGUCUGGACUUGGCAAAGAGACAAGUAUAAAGGGACAUCUCAACAGAGAGAGAGAGAAGAAUUGGCACGGAGAGGGGGAAUCUUGGCUAUAAAACCAGGGGUUACCCUUUUGUCUGUACACAUAAUGUGUUGCUUACCAUGGUCUCGGGAGUUUUGCUGAGCCAGGCUGAUUGCUGUAUGGACCCACUAUCGCCCUAAGAGACAAUAAACCUAUCUGAGCUUUCACCA
Messenger RNA from Alligator mississippiensis (American alligator), 3322 nucleotides. RefSeq names its product testis-expressed protein 47. The transcript is spliced from 8 exons. Lineage: Eukaryota; Metazoa; Chordata; Crocodylia; Alligatoridae. The record is from RefSeq and is a predicted model, not a curated record. Gene Ontology annotation, molecular function: blue light photoreceptor activity; FAD binding. The coding region runs from base 508 to 1275 and encodes 255 amino acids.